Rhipicephalus microplus (southern cattle tick) is the source of this 1823-nucleotide messenger RNA. Its product is annotated as fumarate hydratase, mitochondrial. Gene Ontology annotation, biological process: tricarboxylic acid cycle; fumarate metabolic process; malate metabolic process. NCBI's taxonomy places the organism in Eukaryota, Metazoa, Arthropoda, Arachnida, Ixodida, Ixodidae. The record is from RefSeq and is a predicted model, not a curated record. Gene Ontology annotation, molecular function: fumarate hydratase activity. Gene Ontology annotation, cellular component: mitochondrion.
AUGAAGCUGCCAGUGUCCCUCGUCUCGCAACUGCGGUGCACAGCACGGCACAACUUUUUCCGAGGAAACAUGGCCCUACUGCACUCGUCUGCUAGCAGCACGGCAGCCGCCGGAUCGGGAGACUAUCGGAUCGAGUCUGACACAUUUGGUGAACUCAAGGUGCCGAGCGACAAAUACUAUGGAGCACAGACUAUGCGUUCUAUGCUCAAUUUCGACAUCGGUGGCGAGAACGAAAGGAUGCCGUUCCCAGUCAUCAAAGCUUUUGGCAUCCUCAAAAAAGCUGCGGCCAUUGUGAACAAGGAGUAUGGCCUGGACUCUAAGCUGGCGGACGCCAUCUCACAAGCGGCCGAUGAGGUGAUUGACGGGCGGUUAAAAUCGCACUUCCCACUGGUCAUCUGGCAAACGGGCUCGGGCACCCAGUCCAACAUGAAUGUCAACGAGGUCAUUGCCAAUCGGGCCAUCGAAAUGCUUGGGGGCAAGCUUGGAAGCAAGAGCCCUGUUCAUCCUAACGACCACGUCAACAAAAGCCAGAGUUCAAACGACACGUACCCGACAGCCAUGCACAUUGCGGUUGCCAUGGAGAUCGACACGCUCCUUUUGCCGGCACUCAAGAAGUUGCUCGACGCACUUCGCACCAAGUCCCGGGAGUUCGACGACAUUAUCAAGAUUGGCCGUACUCACACUCAGGAUGCUGUGCCUCUGACCUUGGGCCAGGAAUUUGGCGGUUACGCUACCCAAAUUGAAUACGGCAUUGAGCGCGUUAAAGCGACGCUUCCACGUCUAUACUACCUCGCUGCGGGUGGCACGGCUGUCGGCACAGGCCUCAACACGAGGAUAGGCUUUGCCGAGAAGGUGGCCGAAAAGGUCUCUCAGUUUACGGGCCUGCCCUUUGUGACGGCACCGAACAAGUUCGAAGCGCUUGCCGCCAAUGAUGCCAUGGUCGAGGUGUCUGGCGCGCUGAACGUGCUUGCUUGCAGCUUGAUGAAGAUAGCCAACGACAUCAGGUUCCUCGGAUCGGGACCACGGUGCGGUUUCGGCGAGCUCUCUCUGCCCGAAAACGAGCCGGGAAGCAGCAUCAUGCCAGGCAAGGUGAACCCGACACAGUGCGAGGCUGUCACUAUGGUAGCCUGCCAGGUCAUGGGGAACCACGUUGCUGUCACUGUUGGGGGUAGCAAUGGCCACUUCGAGCUGAAUGUGUUCAAACCACUGAUCGUGUCCAACGUGCUUCGCUCUGUGCGGCUCCUUGCAGACUCUAGCGUCUCCUUCACGGACCACUGUGUGGUCGGCAUCGUGCCGAACAAGGAGCGCAUCUCCAAGCUGCUCAACGAGUCGCUUAUGCUGGUGACGGCGUUGAACCCGCACAUCGGCUACGACAAGGCGGCCAAAAUUGCCAAGACGGCGCACAAGGAGGGCACCACGCUCAAGGAGAGUGCCGUCAAGCUCGGAUACCUGACCGCAGAGGAAUUCGACAAGUGGGUCCAGCCCAAGGACAUGCUGGGACCCAAGUGAAGGGCACAUAUGCUGGGAAGUAUACCAAGCCGUCAACGUUUCACAAGGGUGCACCGGUGACAGUGUUCCUCUGUUCAUACGGGAACACCUUUCUUUGUCUUCUCAUCUCGUCGAAUCCGCGCUUGAAAGUACCACACUGCCGUCUGUGCACCCGAGUGCAUUUACUCUGCUCCGGUUCGCACGCUGUGCUUUGACUUCUGGUUGCGAGGACUGACCAAAGACUCAGCAAUGUACAUCUUUCUGUAGACGAGUUAUGCGUCGUUUUGUGUUACGAACGAUGAUUUUGUGGAAUGAAGGAGUCUGGAUGCAAUGUC